AUGAUAAAACUAUCUCUUUUAUCGCUUCUGCUUGCUAAUGGACUCGUUAAAGCAGGUCCUAUAACCAAAGACAUGGACACUAAUCAUGAUCAUGAUGCUAAAUACUUUGAAGAACUCAAAACUAAGCCAAUUAAAACGCCUAAUGGAGGUCCAUUGAUUGUUCAUUUAGUACCUCAUAGUCAUGACGAUGUCGGUUGGCUGAAGACAGUUGAACAGUAUUUUAGCGGAGCUCAUUACAAUACUUAGAAAGCUGGCGUUGAGUUGAUUAUCAGUACAGUCAUCAAUGAACUGAUUGAGGAUCCAGUCAAAAGAUUCAGUUUAGUUGAAAUGAAAUUCUUCACCAUGUGGUGGAAGUAUUAGACUGAUGAUCUCAAGAAUAAGGUUAAGCAGCUAGUCAAGGAGGGAAGACUAGAGUUCUUGAAUGCUGGAUGGAGUAUGUCUGAUGAAGCUUGCCCUCACUAUGAGGACUUCAUAAACAAUAUGUUUAUUGGCCAUUAAUUCCUACUUGAGGAAUUUGGAGUAAAGCCAAGAGUUGGUUGGCACAUAGAUCCCUUUGGACAUUCUAAUGUUUCCCCAAGAUUAUUUGCUGAUAUGGGAUUUGAUGCUUGGUUCUUUGCAAGACUAGAUUAUUAAGACAAAGACAGAAGACUUGCAGAUCUUGAAAUGGAAUUCUUAUGGAGACCAAUGUACAACCAUUUUGGAAAGAGCAAACAAAUUUUGACACAUGCUCUCUAUCAACAUUACUCAGCACCUAGUGGAUUCAGUUUUGAUACAUACUCUGGAGACGAUGGUAUAGUAGAUGAUCCAACUCUCUCCUCCUACAAUCUUGAUACAAAAGUUUAGCAAUUCCAUGACUAUCUCGUCCACUAGGCUUAGCACUAUAUAAAUACAGGCCAUCUUUUCGUUGUAAUGGGGGACGAUUUCCAAUACGCAAAUGCCAAGAUGAACUUUUACUCAAUGGACAGACUUAUCAAAGGAUUUAAUGCCAAAUUUUCAGAUAUGCAAUUAAGAUAUUCUACUCCAUCAGAAUAUCUAGAUGCUAUUAGUUAGUAAAAUGUUCAAUGGCCCACCAAGUAUGAUGAUAUGUUCCCUUAUUCUGACGAUAUGUUUUCAUUCUGGACUGGAUACUUCACUAGCAGAUCAAAUGAUAAAGAUUAUAUAAGAAGAGGAUCACACAAUCUACAUGCCUCUUCUAAGUUAUACAGCUUUAAUGCGAUUGAAACAAGUGUUACUCAACAAAGACUUAAUGAUAUGAUGAAUGCUCAAUACAAGAUGAUGGAUGUCAUGGGAAUCUUACAGCACCAUGAUUCAGUCACUGGUACUGGAAAAUAAGCAGUUGCAGAUAACUACGCCUGGAAAAUGUAUAAGGCACUUCAAGCAAAUAACCCAGUCUUUAGUUAAGUUUUAUCGGAUAUUUUAUAAGGAUCAACAGGAGUGUCAUUUGAUGAUGCAUGGGAUUGGUGUUUUAGAGAGAAUACUACUUUUGUCGAGUGUCCUAUAGGUAAAAAGGAUCCUGAUGGGAAAGUAAACAUGCAUAUUGCAGCAUUCAACCCAUCAACUGAUCCAACUAACUAUACAUAAAUUGCUGUCCCACAUGGGGCAUACAAAGUUCAGGUCUAUGAUUGGGGAAAGAAGCAAUUUGUUGAUGCUACAGCUGAUGUCAUCUGCGAUCAAGAAACAUUUUAUACUAAAGAUGUGAAAAACUGCCAACUCUUUGUUGAGUACACUAUCCAAGGAAUGACAGUUGGAAUAGUCAACAUCUAAUAUGACACAACUGUAGAUCUAACAGUAAAGUAAUAGAAUGAAUCCCCAAUUUAAGUUUCGAAUCUCUAUGAAAAAAUAACUCAGACAGAAUUCAAUGACUAUGAUGGCGUUGUGUUCCAGAUCUAAAAGCUAUUAUACUCAUAGAAUUAUAAAAUAGGUUUUGACCUUAGAUACUGGAAAUCCUACUAGGGUGAUUUCAAGGACCCAAGUGGAGUUUACAUGUUCAGCACUGAUUUCUUCUCAUAUGAUACAAUCAGAUACAGUCAUGUCUAAACCAUUUUCUACUAUCAAGGUAAGGUAGUCCAACAGAUUACUAUUACUUUCAAUGACCCUGUUACUCUACAAUCAGGAACAGUCAAACUUAGACUAUACAGAUUGAAUCCAGUGCAAGAAUGGAAUGUAAAAUUAGAUUCUAUUCCAAACACAGGAUAAGGAAUGGAAGUGACUGUUAACUUCAAGUCUCUUGAUAUUGAUAACAACAAGACUUUCUACACUGAUGCUAAUGGAUUAGAAAUGCAAAAGAGAGUUCUAAAUUACAGACCAUCAUGGGAAUUGGAAGUAUUCGAUAAUAUAACUUCAAACUAUUACCCUAUUCAAACUGCUGUUGCCAUUAGAGACACACAAAAUAAGCACUAAAUGACUGUUAUGAAUGCCAGAUCUUAGGGAUGUUCAGUAUUGAAGACAGGUAGAAUUGAGAUUAUGCACAACCGUAGAACAUACUAUGAUGAUCACAGAGGAAUGGGAGAAGGCAUGAAUGAGGUGGACGAAAACGGAAAUGGCAUCACUACCAUCAACAGCUACUACUUGCAGAUCUUUGACAGAGAUCAUGAAGAAAGUGAGCAGAGGUAUACUCAGCUACACCAAGAUGAACCUCUUCAGUAUUUCUUUAACUUUAAGGAUUUGAAGCAGGAAAUUCUAGAAAAGAAACAGCCAAAAAUGAGCGGCAAGUUCUUGUCAGAGAAUCACUUGAAGAUGGUUGGACUCCCAAGGACCACCAAAGUAGAGUUGCUCCCAAUGAGUCAGAACAGUCUUAUGCUCAGACUUGAGAACAUCGCCGAUAAAUUUGAUCUUGGAAGCAAUCCUACAAUCCCAUAUGUUAAGCUUGAUGAUCUAGCAAAUGCCAUAUACUAAUUGUCAAAUGGAGCUGAUGUCACACCAUCAUAGACCAUCAUUAGUGAGACUACUCUUACUGGUAAUCAGCUAUACUCUUACAUGCAAGGAAACAAGAUUUAAUGGACUGGCAAGGAUGAUAACUUUAUUAACCCUCCUGUCUAACCAUUGGAUAAAAGCUCCAACGAAAUUGCUCUUGAAGCUCAAAGAAUCAGAACCUACAUGAUCUAGUAUAUCACAUUUGAUCAACCUAAAGAUAAUAAUGCAGAACCAAAAGAAUUCCUAAACUGA
Molecule: messenger RNA, 3165 nt
Organism: Stylonychia lemnae
Lineage: Eukaryota; Ciliophora; Spirotrichea; Sporadotrichida; Oxytrichidae
Source: the annotation of a GenBank genome assembly